CUAGGCUUGGCACUACCCGGGCUUGAAGUGCCCCGGCCACUGCAGUCAGAAAUUUGCAGUUUUUAACACCCAGGGUUCAGAUCUGAGCUUCAAGUUCAGACAUUCAGAAUCACAGUGACAAAGCCUGUUCUGCACAAGGGGAACCUGGAAAGACGUGAACGCUGACAAAUCUUUUGAGAACUAGACAUUGUUUGAGGCGCCUUCUAACGACCUUUGAGCUCACAGCGUGCUUGUGCAAGGAUCUGGUCACGAUGGUUGCAGAGGGGACGGAGGGACGAGUUAUAACGCUUGAGGAAGCGUCAAAGCACACCACAGAGAAGGACGCCUGGCUUGUUAUUCAUGGCAAGGUUUACGAUGUCACCAAGUUCUUAGAGGAACACCCGGGAGGUGACGAGGUUCUAUUGACAUCAACAGCCAAGGAUGCCUCAGAAGACUUUGAGGAUGUUGGCCACAGCGACAGUGCCCGGGACAUGCUAAAGAGUUACUACAUCGGAGAGUUUGACAUGAGCAGUCUCCCAGCAAAGGUGGUAGCAGCUCGAGCGGCAGCUGCCACACGAGCCGCAGCAAAGUCGGGGGAGGAAACCACGCAAGAUGCGAGCCAGGACUUUGACGAUGUGGGGCACAGUAAGAGUGCGAUCAAAAUGCUAGAACAAUAUUAUGUUGGCGAUUUGCAUCCUGACGAUUUGUCAGAAAAGGCGAGAGCCAAGCUGGAACGAAAGGAGUCAGCAGAAAAAGCAGCUGGGGAGGGGUUGUUUGGUCGAAUAACCAAGAUGUUCUGGUAGUGGAGGAAUUCACGGACGAUCGUCGUUUCCAUCGUUUCUAGGAACUUUUAUAAGCACAGUCACUAAAGCACGCUAAUCUGAGUCUUCUCACCGGGUCACCCAAAUUUGCUCAUCAGAUUCCUUCCGAC
Klebsormidium nitens is the source of this 910-nucleotide messenger RNA. The record is from the annotation of a GenBank genome assembly. Lineage: Eukaryota; Viridiplantae; Streptophyta; Klebsormidiophyceae; Klebsormidiales; Klebsormidiaceae.